Molecule: messenger RNA, 435 nt
Organism: Torulaspora globosa
Lineage: Eukaryota; Fungi; Ascomycota; Saccharomycetes; Saccharomycetales; Saccharomycetaceae
Gene: RPS19A
Product: 40S ribosomal protein eS19
Exons: 2
Coding region: 1-435 (144 amino acids)
Biological process (GO): translation; ribosomal small subunit assembly
Cellular component (GO): ribosome; cytosolic small ribosomal subunit
Molecular function (GO): structural constituent of ribosome; RNA binding
Source: RefSeq, a predicted model, not a curated record
AUGCCAGGUGUUUCAGUUAGAGACGUUGCUGCCCAAGAUUUCAUCAACGCUUACGCUUCGUUCUUGCAAAGACAAGGUAAGUUGGAAGUGCCAGGUUACGUUGACAUUGUCAAGACUUCUGCUGGCAAUGAAAUGCCUCCACAAGAUGCCGAAGGCUGGUUCUACAAGCGUGCCGCUUCCGUUGCUAGACACAUCUACAUGAGAAAGCAAGUUGGUGUCGGUAAAUUGAACAAAUUGUACGGUGGUGCCAAGAACAGAGGUGUCAGACCACACAAGCACGUCGAUGCUUCCGGUUCCAUCAACAGAAAGGUUUUGCAAGCCUUGGAAAAGAUCGGUGUUGUCGAAAUCUCUCCAAAGGGCGGUAGAAGAAUCUCUGAGAACGGUCAAAGAGAUUUGGACCGUAUCGCCGCUCAAACUUUGGAAGAAGAUGAAUAA